Molecule: messenger RNA, 894 nt
Organism: Lates calcarifer (barramundi perch)
Lineage: Eukaryota; Metazoa; Chordata; Actinopteri; Centropomidae
Product: trace amine-associated receptor 13c-like
Exons: 3
Coding region: 1-894 (297 amino acids)
Biological process (GO): G protein-coupled receptor signaling pathway
Cellular component (GO): membrane
Molecular function (GO): trace-amine receptor activity
Source: RefSeq, a predicted model, not a curated record
AUGGAGGCCCUGGAGGAAAUUGAGCUCUGCUUUCCCCAAGUCAACACCUCCUGCAAGAAGUUGACACGUCCACAUUCAAAGACCAUACUUAUUUUCAGUGUGCUGUGGUGCAUCACUCUGCUUACUGUGGUUCUUAACCUGCUGGUCAUCAUCUCUAUCUCACACUUCAGACAACUCCAUACCACCACCAACCUCCUCCUCCUCUCUCUGGCUGUUGCAGACUUCCUUGUGGGAUUCAUGCAGAUGCCAGCAGAAAUCCCACUCUUCGGUGGCUGCUGGAUGCUGGGAGACUUAAUAUGUGCUCUGAAUUACUUUUUAGGUUUCCUCACUGUCAGUGUUUCAGUAGGAAGCAUGGUGCUCAUAUCAGUUGACCGUUAUAUGGCAAUUUGUGAUCCAAUGUUUUACUCCACCAAAAUCACUGUGAAAAAAGUUCAACUCUGCAUUUGUCUGUGUUGGAUAUUUUCUGCUGUCCACAGCAGUUGGAUACUGAGAGAUGUCCUCAAACAACCAGACAAGUAUAUCUCCUGUUAUGGAGAGUGUGUAGUUGUAAGCAGUUUUACUGAAGGAAUGGUUGAUCUUGUUGUGACCUUUUUAGGUCCCAUUUUAGUCAUUACUCUUUUGUAUUUGCGAGUAUUUGUGGUGGCUGUGUCUCAGGCUCGUGCCAUGCGCUCUCACAUUGCAGCUGUAACACUUCAGCGUUCAGAGACUGGUAAAGCUAAGAAAUCUGAAAUGAAAAUAUGGCUGUUGUAUUUUAACUCCUGUCUAAACCCUGUGAUCUAUGUGUUUUUCUACCCCUGGUUCAGAAAAUCUAUUAAACAUAUUGUAACACUUCAGAUACUGCAGCCUGGCUCCUGUGAGGUCAAUUUAAUGUACAAAGGUACUGUGAUGGGUUGA